Molecule: messenger RNA, 180 nt
Organism: Haemonchus placei
Lineage: Eukaryota; Metazoa; Nematoda; Chromadorea; Rhabditida; Trichostrongylidae
Source: the annotation of a GenBank genome assembly
AUGAUUGGCCAACAUCGAGCUGUCCCCCUCCUCGCAAGAGCUACUAGGUGUUUGAGAAAAGUACCGGAAUCUCUAUCAUCUCGGCCGUAUGCUUCCCUCAACUUGUGGAAAAAGGAAAUCACUCCCGAGGAUACCGAUUUCCAGGUUCUGUACAUUCACCUUACUCAAACAAAAAUUUAG